AUGGCAGACGAGUCAGGGGAAGUAGAAGUAAACACAGCUGUUGAGGAUGGCGAAGAAAAGCAACAGCAAGAUGAGCCCGAAGUAUCUGGAGCCGAAACACACGGAGAGGCUGGCGACAGCGACGGACAGGGUCGGACCGAGAAGCCGGCUCCGGAGACGGCGGUAGAGAACAGCUGGUCGGCUCCCAUCCUGUCCCUGGCUCGGAAGGCCACGGAGACGAUUAGCAGCGGGGUGAGCUACGCUGCUGCCCCGAGAAACCCCGCACCGACACCCGCUGCGAGUUGCCCGACAGAGGGGGAUCCUGGGAAUGAGCUCAAUAACACUUCUAAAAAGCUUCCAGUGCUGCCCCCUAAAGACCCAAUGGCAAUAGAAAGAUCCAACCUCCUCAGCAUGAUGAAGCUGAGCAUCAAGGUAUUAAUCCAGUCCUCACUGAGUCUGGGCAGGACGCUGGACUCGGAGUACCCUCCCCUGCAGCAGUUCUUUGUUGUUUUGGAACAUUGCCUCAAACAUGGAUUGAAAGCCAAGAAGACCUUCAUCGGUCAGAACAAGUCCAUUUGGGGACCUUUGGAGCUGGUUGAAAAGUUGUGUCCGGAGUCUGUUAAUAUUGCCACAAGUGCUAGAGACCUGCCCGGCAUUAAGACCGGUGUGGGGAGAGGACGGGCUUGGCUACAUUUAGCACUCAUGCAAAAGAAAGUUGCCGACUACAUGAAAGCCCUGCUGGACCGAAAAGAUCUCCUGAGUGAGUUUUAUGACUCUGGAGCUUUGAUGAUGGAGGAAGAGGGGGCAGUGAUUGGGGGACUGCUUGUGGGUCUCAACGUAAUUGACGCUAACCUCUGUAUUAAAGGGGAGGAUCUUGAUUCUCAGGUGGGGGUCAUCGACUUCUCCCUUUACCUGAAAGACCCUGCUAACAGUGAGGCUGCAAAGGAUGAUAACAAGUUGACAGCCAUCUUAGACCAGAAGCAUUACAUUGAAGAGUUAAAUCGUCACCUUAGUGGCACCGUCACUGACCUUCAGGCUAAGAUGGACUCUAUAGAGAAGACAAACAGCAAACUUGUAGAGGAGCUGACGGCAGCAACUGACAGAAUCAACUCUUUGCGAGAAGAACAGGAACAGCUGAGAAAGGAGAAUGAGACAAUCUUGCAGUCCAGCCAGAAAAAGGAAGAGGCAGCACUUCAAGACAGCCAGGUGGAGCUGGAGACGUACAAACAAACUCGACAGGGCCUGGAUGAGAUGUACAAUGUGGUGUGGACACAGUACAAAGAGGAAAAGCGCAUUCGCCAGGAACUGGAGCGUGAGUUGGAGCUGCAGGUGGGGCUGAAGCAGGAGAUGGAGGUUGCCAUGAAGCUGCUGGAGAAGGACUCACACGAGAAACAAGACACACUGGCAGCCCUGCGACUCCAGCUAGACCAAGUCAAGACACUUAACCUUCAGAUGUUCCACAAAGCACAGGACUCUGAACGAGAAGCAGAGAAGAAGGUGGCAGAGGCUGUGCAGCUUGAGCAGAAGAUGGAUGAAAUGGAGAAGAUCAUGAACGAACUAGAACAGAGACUACAGAACUCGGAGCAGGAGCGCAAAAAGAGUGAUGAGUCAGACAAAGACAUGAGGGUGGAGCUGGAGGGAAAAGUGGAUGGUUUGCAAAAACAAUUGACUGACCUGGACACACUAAGACUGGGUUUGGAGAACGAUCUGCGUACUGAGAGGGAGCAGAGACAAGGACUGCAGAAAGCUCUGCAGAGGGAGCAGGACAACAGUAUUGAACUCCGCACACAGCUGCAACAACUGCAGGGCCUGCACACGGAGCUGGAGGAUCUGAAGCAGGAAAAGAAGCAGCUGCAGCAGAAGUGUGAGCAGCAGGAACAGGCAUUACAAGAGAUGGGACUACAUCUCAGCCAGUCUAAACUCAAGAUGGAGGACUUCAAGGAGGUCAAUAAAGCCCUAAAGGGCCACGCCUGGUUGAAAGAUGACGAGGCAACACAAUGCAAGCAGUGCCAGAAGGAGUUCUCCAUCGCACGCAGAAAGCACCAUUGUAGAAACUGCGGAGACAUUUACUGCAACAAUUGCUCCGGUAACGAGCUGGCCUUACCCUCCUAUCCUCGACCAGUGCGGGUUUGUGACAUGUGCCACUCCCUCCUGCUGCAGAGAAGCUCGUCCACCGUUUCCUGACACUUCUACAACGUUUCUACUAAAGCUUUCUAACACUGCACACGCUCAUCCCAUAUGAUUUUAACUUUAAAUAUAUCAUCAAAUCUUAGGGAAAUGUGAUUUGGUGUUGCAUUUCCAGUUACCUGAAAUUCAGGAACAUUAGCUAAUAUGCAUUAAACAAGGAGCUUGAUGGGAUGAGAUACUACAGUUAUAAUGCUGAAUUUAUGUUGUAGAGACUUGACUUUGAAAUGAUUUGAACUGUUUGUGAUCAAUAUUUUAUUGUGAAUAUGUGGAGCAGGGCUGGAAAAAACAUCAGUUUGGUACUCACAUACACUGACUAUUUAAGUGUUGUUUUUCUAAUUAAAAUGUUGGAUGUAGGUCAGUUGGUUUAACAGCUUUUGUUGAGGAUCAUUUGUGUUUAGGGAGAACAUGUACUUCAUUUUGAUAUUGUUCAACUUGUCAUGUACCUGCUCUGUAACAGACUACUGGGCCCUGCUGGAUUCAUGCAAAUUGUAUAAAAGAAUGUUAACAAAUCAAACUAUUUUAGAAUGUACUAUAACAAUGAGAUUUUGUGAAUUGCGUUAACUGCUACGAAGCUGUUUUCUUAAAUAAUUUGGGCAUGGUGACAAAGUUUUCUAUCUAGACAUUUGAUAAAUUAAUAAAACCUGUUUUGCAAA
Messenger RNA from Scomber japonicus (chub mackerel), 2819 nucleotides. RefSeq names its product RUN and FYVE domain containing 1 (gene rufy1). The coding region runs from base 1 to 2163 and encodes 720 amino acids. Gene Ontology annotation, cellular component: cytoplasm. The transcript is spliced from 17 exons. Gene Ontology annotation, molecular function: metal ion binding. NCBI's taxonomy places the organism in Eukaryota, Metazoa, Chordata, Actinopteri, Scombriformes, Scombridae. The record is from RefSeq and is a predicted model, not a curated record. Gene Ontology annotation, biological process: protein transport; regulation of endocytosis.